Molecule: messenger RNA, 938 nt
Organism: Aquila chrysaetos chrysaetos
Lineage: Eukaryota; Metazoa; Chordata; Aves; Accipitriformes; Accipitridae
Gene: TRNP1
Product: TMF1 regulated nuclear protein 1
Exons: 1
Coding region: 88-903 (271 amino acids)
Biological process (GO): regulation of cell population proliferation
Cellular component (GO): nucleus
Molecular function (GO): DNA binding
Source: RefSeq, a predicted model, not a curated record
CGGGUGCCGUGCCACACCGAGCUGUACCGAGCCCAGUGUGGAUACCAAUCCCGGACCCGUGCCGGUGCCAGGACCGGGUGCCGUGCCAUGCCGAGCUGUACCAAGCCCGGUGCGGGUACCGAUCCCAGACCCGUGCCGGUGCCAGUACCGACCCAUACCGAGCCCGAGCAUCCCCCGCCAGGGCUGUACCGUACCGGGCCGGGGUCGCACUCCCUCCCCCCCUUCCCCCUUCCCCGUGCCGGUGCGGACCCGGUGCCGGAGCCGCCCCCGGCGGGGCCGAGCCGCCCGGAGCCGGCACCGCCCCCGGGCUAUAUAUCCUCGCCGCGGCGCUCCCCGGUUCCCGUUCCCAUGGCGGCGGCGGCAGCGGCGGCGGCUCCAUCAUCUCCGCGUCCUGCUGCGGACGGCGAGCAAAGCCCCGAUCGCGGCGGUACCACCACCACCACCACCACCGGUACCACCGGCAACACCACCACCAGCGGCGGCAACAACAACAACAGCGGCGGCGGCAGCAACAACAGCCCCGGGUCGGUGGAGCUGGCGGCGGCGCGGCGACGGCUGGUGGCGGCCGAGGGUCGCCGUCGGGCUGCGGCGGAACUGGAAGGCCGGGUCCGGCAGGUUCACUGCGCCCUGCGGCACGCCGAGCUCCGCCUGGCCGCCCGAGCCGAGGCCUUGGGCCGCUUAGGAGCCGGCGUGGCCCAGGCCCAGCUGGCUUUGGCCGCUCAGAGCCAGCGGUUGCAGAAGGGGCUUCGCCGCCGCCCCCGCCCCCGGCCCGCCGCGUUUUUGGCCGCCGCCCGAGCCCUCCGUAGCUGCGUUCCCUGGGCCCCCCCGGCCCGGUCCCGCGGGGCCGCUUCACCGGCGGCCGUUGCCCGUCGCUUGCCCGCCGCGCCCCGCAGUCCUGCCUAGGGGGGGGGGGGGGGUUUGGGGAUCCUGCAAAGGGC